Messenger RNA from Ruditapes philippinarum (Manila clam), 653 nucleotides. RefSeq lists its product as uncharacterized. The record is from RefSeq and is a predicted model, not a curated record. The transcript is spliced from 3 exons. Lineage: Eukaryota; Metazoa; Mollusca; Bivalvia; Venerida; Veneridae. Bases 39 to 653 code for a protein of 204 amino acids.
UUCCCUUUAGUGCCCCCCAAAGCCCCGUAUCGUCCCCAAUGGGUUCGCCAGCAGUUGGCAAGGGUGUUUGUAAUUCAGGAGCAGAUAAUCAAAGUCAUACAUCACAAACAAGUGCAAAAAAGACCAACUCUAAACAACCCGUAAAAUAUUCUAGUCUUAAUAAAGAUACAUUGUCGUCUGCGACUAUAAACAUUACAAUGAACCCAUAUAAUGCGGAAAUAAGUGACGAAGAGGUCUGGAAAGUAAAUCCAUGUCAUCCAAAUAUAAGUUUAAAAAGUAGUUUACAGUUGUUAGAACAGCAAAGGAAGAAAACACCCGAACAGACCGCAAAACCAUUCAUGGGACAGAGUGCUUUAGAAAUGAGAUCACCUGAAACCCGACGGAAAAGAAAUGGAAUCGUUACAAACCCUACUUACAAAGCCAAGGGGAUAAAUUCUGUGUUUUAUAUCGGAAUGUCAACUAACGGAGGUCACGAAGAUGAAUCAUUGUCACUAAAGAAUGAGUUCUCAGAAUCACCAUUUCAUAAAUGUGAUAACCCAGUGACAAACUCCUUCUCAGUGGCUCAGAGAGCGGGUGGAACAACUACUUUACUUUACCUGUACUUCGUCUAUAAUUACUGGAGACCAAACAUUACUGCCGAUAUCCUGACUUAA